AUGAUGCAAUGUGUUGAACCGUUGACGUCGCCAGCAUCAUACACAGCAGUAUCGUCAAACAUUGAAGAAUUUUCUUUCGCAGAAAGUUUUCCUAACGCCACGACGAUUUGUGUACAGCCGACCACGUCGACAGUUUUAAAUUCCAAUCCACAACCAUCCUCGUCCAAAGCACCUGAGCAAAGUUUACCGGAUAUUGCCACGCUGGCAGCUAGCCUUCCUCAUGGCACGAUUUUAAGGUGUUUAAAUCCGUCCACGUCGACAGCUUUAACAUUAGGCGCAUCUGUAGGGGAUUCCUCGUUGCAUCCAACGUCGAGCGGUUCUACAAGUGUGUUGUCAAAUCCGUUGAAAAAAACUACGUGUCCGGUGAUGAUAUUAUCGGAUGAGAUUUUGCCGCCGAAUUCCGCAUUGAUUUCAAGCAUAGAGUCCCGAGAAGCCAAAGAAACAAAUCAAGUAACUUCACUUAACCACAUGCACCAGAUUUAUGACAGUGAUUCAGUAAACCAGACCUCCAAAGGACAUACAUGUUGCAAGGAGUGUCGUGUUGAAAAAAAAAAAGAAAAAGCACAAAGUCAUCAAGCUUUCGUGAUGAUAACCGAAAUUUUUAAUAUCGUGAAACCGAUGCAAAAAAUGCGGCUAAAUGAAUUUUCUCUUCAUUUAGAGAAAAUAAGAAAUUUGGAAAUGUUGGAUCAAAUGGAAGAAAAAUUACAAUCAGACGCAACAUAUUUCUAUGCAAUAGUGCAACGCAUUGAUGCCGAAAUUAAUUCUCAAUAUGCCAGACAUAGAUUGCACUAUGCAAUAGACAUACUUUUCGAUAAAAAGUUUUUUGCGAAAUUCAGCUGGUCUGGUAGGAUUAAUGUUGUUGCUAAGUUACAGUUUAGCAGAUAUGUAAAUAUUUUGCGUUUGUUUCAGGCUGUGGUAACAAACCAUAUUGGUGUCGAAGUAGAAUUGGUAUAUGUUGAGAAAAUAAUUCAACAAAAACUUAAACAUGCUAGUGAAAGAAGCGAAUAUGACGAAUCAAAAUUAACAACACCUCAUUACCAUCCUCGCGAAUGAUUUUUUUUUUUAUAAAACGAACUGUGAUGUGUAUAGUAUAUUAGAAUUACAAUUAGUACAAUAAGCUGCAAUGCAUGAAAAGAUCUGUGAUGUACAUAGUAUACUAGAAUUACAAUUAGUAUGAUAAGGUGUAACAAAUAAAACGAACUGUGAUGUAAAUAUAAAAAUAUCUUUUUAAAAUUUUAAUAUUUUUUUGUCCGCGCAUGACUUUGCGCCAAAAUAUAAUUUAAAUAUCUUUUAAAUCAUUUCAUCCAAAUGAUAAAAAGGCUGUAUGCUAAAUAUUUCUCCUUUGAAAAGAGAAAGAACAUAAGAUUUCUCCCCGGUAGGAUAAGUUUUAUUAAAGUAAAAAAGCUCUAGAAAGACUGUGCACCUGUGAUGGAGGCUGGUUUACUUGAUUGACCACAUGAAUUAUAAUUAACGGGUACAUGUUACCUUCUAGAAAUAAAAUUAUCUGAAAACAAUAUACUAGUUUAUUUAUUCUUAUCACAAUGCGUUUGAAAAAAUCCUUGCAUUUUCUUAUGAGAUAAAUAGAACAUAAAUUUCUGAAUAAAAAAAAUAAAAAAAUAAAUAUAAAAAAUAGAAAACAAAUACAGUAGAACGUCGAUUAUCCGGGAGCGGAUUAACCGGCGGGCGGCUUAACCGUGCGCAUAAAUGUGACAGCUGUUCAAACGUACAGCGAACAUUUGCUGCGAUAGUCAAGUGGGCAACCAGUUUUUUGUGCAGCUCUGUAGUGUCUAGUGCUGUUUUCGAAAUUUAUUUUUGUUCAUGAACAGUGGUUAAAUCUAUAGUUAUUGAUUAAAAUAAUAUUCUACUAACGAUUUAUUGCUUGAUUCAACGUGAAUUAAUCAUAAAACUAGUGGAUUUUUAAAUUUUUAUAUGAAUUUGACAUUUCUUGGACCAUUAUCCGUGCAAAUCGAUCAACCGGCAACCGCCCGGUCCCGAGCUGCCCGGAUAAUCGACGUUCCACUGUAAAUACAACACAAGUUAUGGGUUUCUUCACCGUUGCAUAAUAUAACUGUUGCUUCGGUAACAAUUUCUUUCCGGGUGUUUGAAAUAAGAAAAUGAUCUUUAACGUUUGAUGCAAAUUCUAUAUUUUUAACUAGUCCGGUCACACUCGCUUUUGCUACUGGCAAUAGUUUCGCGCCGUUUCCUGUCUAUGCUCUUAUGCUCGACCUUUAUGGGGUGUAUGACCGGAGGCUGGAUCUUGUCUCUUCAUCUCUUUCGCAAUGUAUAUGUUUGCCUCUUUCAGUUGAUAACAACCUUUGCGCCACCUAGCGGCACCUUUUCUAACUUGGUUUAUCUACAUAUCUCGGUCGCUAGGUGACAGCAGUUGUGUUGUUUACAUUUUUCACGCAGCCAACACAGUCAACACAAAAACGUGCUAACAAUAACAUUUUAAUUUAUUGAUAUGUUUUAUAAUAAAGUAUGAAGCAUAGGUACUAAUACUAAUACUAUUCUGCUAUCACUAACAUUAAUUGCUACCAUUUUAAAUUUUAUAUCUGAUAUUAAAAAUACCAUUUCUUCUGUAGAAAGAUCGCACACAUUCGCUUCAUUUAUAUCUAUCAUCCACUUAGAGGAGUGGUAUGUGGUAGUUUCAUCUCUUUCACUAAAAGCUUUUUCCGCUUACGUAAAUAACUGAUCCUUCCACUUUGGCACUGCAAUAUUGAACUAUAUAAUCAUCGUGAGUUGAAAACCAAUUUGUUUGUUUACUGGGAUGUAGAGUAAUAAUCGAGCUGCCGUGCACAACUACUCCAUUACUUUUUGAUUAAAUGUAAGGAAACGGUGAAUUCUCACUGCUUGAUGAACGUGUUGGAUUCUGUUCUGAAAUCCUGUUUGCUGUCUGUACUAAAACUUUAUGCCCAUUUCGUAGGGUUUUAGCGAUAUCCUGUAUUUUAGCUUCAUAGCGAUACGAAGAAAAUUUAACAAGAUGUCCAAAUUUUUGCACUUCUUCGUAAACAUGCAAUAAAUCUGCACAUUGCUGGUGAUACGAUGUUGUCCGUAAAUUGUUGCAUACUGUGCAACAAACUGUUUAAGCAUCAAAUGUGCAGCUGGCCAAUGCUCUCUGUAGCAUUCGAAAGAGAAUAGUCUAAUCGCACAAAAGUAUAGCAUGAAAUGUUCAUACUGUUCUUUAGUUACCACCUCUUUCAACACUAUGAAACUGGCAUAGUUCAAAAACAUAUUAAAUUCACUGGCUUUCCAACCAGUAUCUUCAAUACUACGCAACUUGCGGUGAAAUUCUAAAGGAAUUUCCUCCUUGUCAAGAAUGUCAUUGAUUCUAUUUAAUGUAUCUUGACUCCAUUUAGGACCUCCACUAAACUUGCCGGAUUUCCAACCAGUAAUUGACGUUCGUGUUACUCCAAAGUCAAUCAGGUGCCACAGAUCAGCAAUAAUUACAUUCUUUAUGAUAUCGAAGUGGAGAAGACGAAUAAGUGGCGUUGUUUCCCUGUGAUGUUCACCGUACUUGAAGUUCUCAAAAUCAUUGUGCGUUCUCGGCGGUGCGUCAAUGUCGAGAAAACACAUCACUUUUGCAUUUUUGUCAAAUUUACCUUCAACGGUACAUUUCUGACAUCCAUUUUUGUGAUUGAAGUAGGCUACUCCUAAAAGUAAAAGAAAAAAAAAAUUAGAUACAAUAAGCACAUGAUCAUAUUUUGUAAUACCAAAAUUA
Molecule: messenger RNA, 3718 nt
Organism: Anopheles gambiae (African malaria mosquito)
Lineage: Eukaryota; Metazoa; Arthropoda; Insecta; Diptera; Culicidae
Exons: 1
Coding region: 1-1053 (350 amino acids)
Source: RefSeq, a predicted model, not a curated record